AUGAUCACUGAAGAGAAGCCUGGAGGUGGCUUGCUGCUGUUUGAGAGACAGUGUGCUAGUGAGGUCCUUUGGUCUGUUGUCUUGUUAGAGCUUGAUGACUGCACCCUUCAAUUGUCUCACAACGGUACCUAUCUGGAUCUAGAAUCUACCCUAGCAGAACAAAGAGAUGAAUUAGAAGGCUUCCAGGAGGAUGCUGGGAGAGGUAAGAAGCACAGUAUAAUUCUGAGGACCCAGCUGUCAGUGAGAGUCCAUGCCUGCAUUGAAAAACUUUACAAUUCCAGUGGACGGGAACUGAGACGGGCACUUUUUUCCUUGAAACAAAUAUUUCAGGAUGACAAGGACUUGGUUCAUGAGUUUGUUGUCGCUGAAGGUCUGACUUGCUUAAUCAAAGUGGGAGCAGAGGCUGACCAGAAUUAUCAGAACUACAUCCUUAGAGCUUUGGGCCAGAUAAUGCUCUAUGUUGAUGGCAUGAAUGGAGUAAUAAAUCAUAAUGAAACUAUCCAAUGGCUAUACACGCUUAUUGGGUCAAAGUUUCGCCUGGUGGUAAAGACAGCACUGAAGCUGCUGCUGGUGUUUGUGGAGUACACUGAAUCCAACGCACCGCUUUUAAUCCAGGCAGUAUCUACUGUUGAUGAAAAGAGAGGAACCAAGCCAUGGUCCAACAUCAUGGAGAUACUGGAGGAGAAGGAUGGGGUUGAUACCGAGCUACUGGUUUACACAAUGACCUUGGUCAACAAGACGCUGUCGGGAUUGCCAGAUCAAGACUCUUUCUACGAUGUGGUGGAUUGUCUGGAAGAGCUAGGCAUUGAAGCUAUUUCACAGAGACACUUGAACAAGAAAGGAACAGACUUGGACUUAGUUGAGCAAUUUAACAUUUAUGAGAUGACACUGAGGCAUGAAGAUGGAGAUGAGAGUGCUGACCCCCCUCCCAGUGGGCGCAAGGACCGGAGAAGGGCCAGUCUUGGUGCUGGUGAGCGAAGGGGGUUAGAGCGCCGGCGGAGCCGCAGGCACUCGGUACAGAACGUCAAAAGCACUUUAUCAGCCCCUGCGAGUCCAUGUGGCCAGUCCAGCUUCAUGCUGGGCCAUGGGCAGCGCGUUGACGAGCUCAGUGAGAGAGAGGACGAGUAUGAAGAGGAGGAAGAAGAACAGCCAAUCACAGAGCCCAAUACUGAGGAUGAGGGGGAGGAAGAGGCCAAUAGGCAGGUCAAAGCCAGUGAAGUUCAAGAUGUGCAGGAGUCUGUGAAUGGAAACUUUUCACAGUGUUCUUCCGCUGUCUCCAGUACCAUUUCUCCAGCUGAGAGGUCUCUUCCCUGCGCUAGAGCAAAGACCUCUUCUAGCAGCUCCACUUCUGUGCCUGACUCAUCUAUCUGUCAUCAUAAUUCUGUCCUUUCAUCAUCAUCCUCAUCAUCACCUGUGACAGCAUUUCUGAGCUCUCCCCAAAAUUCCUCAGCAUCCAUUACUCCAAAGGCAUCUCCAACAGUGGAGAAAUUACCUUAUGUACCACAUACUCCUUUUCACCUCUUCUCAUAUGACUUUGAAGAGUCUCCAGCAUCUGUGAAAGAGAAGGAAGCAGAAAUGAUGAGGGAAAACAGAUACAAUAGCUAUGGCAGCAGCUCUUACUCUUCACCACGACCCUAUGCUGGUGUGAGUGCCCCUACAACCCCCACUACUCGUUAUGGGACAACUCUGUCACCACCUCAAGAGACCAAAUCUGACAGGCCGGCUUUGGGUGGUCUCCUUACAUCAUCUUUUCGGCAGCACCAGGAGUCCUUGGCAGCUGAAAGAGAAAGACGGCGUCAGGAGAGAGAAGAAAGGUUGCAAAGGAUAGAACGUGAAGAAAGAAACAAAUUCAAUCGUGAUUAUUUAGACAAAAGAGAAGAACUAAGACAAGCAAGAGAAGAGAGAUACAAAUACUUGGAGAAGUUGGCAGCAGAGGAAUAUGAGAAGGAGCUGAAGAGUCGGAGUGUAAGCCGAGGCAGAAGUGAACUGUCCUUGAAUCUGAGAUCUCCUUCAGCUCCAUCCUCACCUGUACCCAAGUGCAUCAGCCCAGCAUCCAUAGAGUCCCAGGAAGAGCUGAAGACCCCUUCCACCCCUUGUGGCACCCCUCAGCCCUCAGAAGUGAGUGCCAGUGAACCCGAACCAGAGACAGAGACAGAACCAGAACCAGAACCAGAACCAGAGCAGGAGGCUAAGGCUGAGGCCCAGCAGGGAACGGAGACAUCCAAGGAAAUAGAGGCUACAGAGGUGGGACCAGAGAGUGAGGUGGAGCAAGGACCAGAGAGAGAGCCAGAAGAAAGUGCAAUACUCAGUGAAAAAGAGAGGCAGAAUGAGGAAGUGAAUGAAAAAGACAACUGCUCUGCAUCCAGUAUAUCCUCAGCAAGCAGCACUUUAGAGAGGGAAGAGAGAGAGGACAAGUUAACCAGUGACAAUGAAACUGGUCCAUGGUCACAGACCAUUCAGGAUGCUGGUGUGAAUGAGCAGUGCAGCAACAUCCUCAACAACAAGCGGUUUAUGUUGGACAUGCUGUAUGCGCAUAACAAAAAGCCCAAGGAUGAAGAGGAGAAGGAGCUGGAGGCGAAGGAGGAAAAGAAGGAGACGGAGGAAAAUGAGGAGUCACUUACUAGCCUAGCCAGUAGGAUCUCUAUUCUUCAGGCCACCAAGCAGGCCAAAGAUGAAAGUGUCAAAAAGAUAGAGAUUGGAAAUCUGGACAACCAAGGCAGUGUGAAAGCCUUUGCGGAAAAAUUCAACAGUGGUGAGCUGGCUAAGGGGACAGCUGGGCCUGAAGAUGAAAACAGUGAACAGGUCCCCGAGAAAACACCAGCACAGCCAAAGAAGGAAUCUGAUUACAUCUGGGAUCAGCUCAUGGCUAAUCCUAGAGAACUUAAAAUCAAAGACAUGGAUUUUACAGACUUGGGGGAGGAGGAUGAUGUAGAUGUGUUGGACAUGGAUAUGGGUCCUGGGGACUCCCUUGUUCCCCCUCCUCCACCGCCACCUUCUUUUCUGGGUUUGCCUCCUCCACCACCUCCCCCGUUGUUUGGAUGUCCGCCUCCACCUCCACCCUCUGCUAAUUUAUUGGCUCCUCCUCCACUCUUCAGCACUCCUCAGGGUUUAGGGUCACCCCAGGUUUCUAGGGGUCAGCCAGCAUUUAUAAAGAAGAAGAAAACCAUCCGUCUGUUUUGGAAUGAGGUACGGCCAUUUGAGUGGCAGUGUAAAAACAACAAACGCUGCAGAGAAUUCCUGUGGUCGAAACUGGAACCCAUUAAGGUGGACACUUCCAAACUGGAGCAUCUCUUUGAGUCUAAAUCCAAGGAACUGCCUGUCACAAAGAAAACUGCUGCAGAUGGGAAGCGACAGGAGAUAAUUGUAUUGGACUCAAAACGAAGCAAUGCGAUUAAUAUUGGCUUGACUGUGUUACCCCCUCCUCGCACUAUCAAGACUGCUAUUUUGAACUUUGACGAAUAUGCCUUAAACAAGGAAGGAAUAGAGAAAAUCCUGACCAUGAUCCCGACUGAGGAGGAAAAGCAAAAGAUCCAGGAGGCACAGCUGGCAAAUCCUGAUGUCCCCCUGGGCAGCGCCGAGCAGUUCCUUCUCACCCUCUCCUCCAUCAGUGAACUUUCCGCCAGGCUCCAGCUCUGGGCUUUCAAGAUGGACUACGAGAUAGUGGAAAAGGAAGUUGCAGAACCACUGCUAGACCUGAAGGAAGGAAUGGACCAACUGGAGCACAAUAAAACUUUGGGAUUCAUCCUCUCUACUCUACUAGCUAUUGGGAACUUUCUUAAUGGAACCAACGCCAAAGCUUUUGAGUUAAGCUACCUCGAGAAGGUUCCAGAAGUCAAGGACACAGUGCACAAACAGUCCCUGCUGCACCAUGUCUGCACUAUGGUGGUGGAAAAGUUCCCAGACAGCACUGAUCUGUAUUCAGAGAUCGGGGCCAUCACUAGGUCAGCCAAGGUUGACUUUGAACAACUCCAGGAAAACUUAUGUCAGAUGGAAAGACGGUGCAAAGCAUCAUGGGAUCACCUUAAGGCUAUAGCAAAGCAUGAAAUGAAGCCAAGCCUAAAACAAAAAAUGUCUGAGUUCCUUAAAGACUGUGCAGAAAGAAUCAUAAUCCUGAAGAUUGUUCAUAGAAGAAUAAUUAACAGGUUUCACUCAUUUUUGUUAUUUAUGGGCCAUCCUCCCUACGCAAUACGUGAAGUCAACAUCAAUAAGUUCUGCAAAAUUAUUAGUGAAUUUGCUCUGGAAUACCGCACCACCAGGGAACGAGUUCUGCAGCAAAAACAGAAACGAGCUAACCACAGGGAAAGAAACAAGACCAGAGGGAAAAUGAUAACAGAUACUGAUGAAGAGGAGGAUGCUGAGUCAGGCAAGUUCUCCAGCAGCUCACCCCCGUGCCAGAGCCAGCCACAGGGGCUGCAGUACGCCGAGGAUGCUGCCGAGCAUGAGAACAUGAAGGCUGUGCUGAAGACCUCCUCUGUUGGCGGGGAAAGCACCAUGGCGCUCGGGGUCCGCACUCGCAGCCGGGCCAGCCGAGGCCGUAUCGGUUCGUGGAACGCUGGCAAUGACGAUUCACCGAACGCAACGGAUGACGCAGCGGAUGAGAUCAUGGAUCGCAUUGUAAAGUCCGCCACCCAAGUGCCAAGCCAGCGAGCCGUGCCUAGAGAGAGGAAGCGGUCACGAGCAAAUAGGAAGUCAUUGAGAAGGACACUGAAAAGUGGGCUAACACCAGAAGAAGCCAAAGCACUGGGCCUCAUCAGCACUUCUGAGAUGCAGGUUUGAUAUCCCAGAGGUGGCAACAAGAAGAGCCAUUCAUCUGAAGCACACAGGCUGAAAACCCUUUGGUGUGGCAUUGAGCUGCCAACCUCUUCUGCUGCUUCCCACAUCCUGUCCUCUGUUCGUUCAAUUUUAAUAAGCAAAACUCCACAGCCAGGGCAGAAGAAGGGUGUGCCACAGCUCAGCAUGUCAUCUGAACAGUAACUGAAGAAGCAUUUCAGUGCUUGUAGGUGAAAGCAUAUGGCUUCUUCUUCUCAUGGUGUGUUGAUGUGGGUAGGAGGGGGCUCUCUGAGUUAUCUGUCAUUAUGUGAGCUGUGUUUACGUUGGCUUUUCUUGUACCCUGUUUUAGUCAUGGUAAAUGUAUGGCAUUUUGUCAAUGCAAGGAACGGUCCUUAAAGAGGCAAAAUAACUCCUGUUACAGCAAUCCCAAUUUUUCUGAAGAAGAUUCAUUAAGACAAGAUGCACAGUCUGUGCAGCCCAGUGGUUUGUUGGUUUUUUUAAUUAUUUUGCCACCAAAGAAUGUAAAAAUGUAUGUGUACCUUUGUAUAUGUACAGAAUGAAUGUGUGGACAUGUGUAUGUGUAUCUGUACAUAUACAGUCAUGGUGUGAAAUCAUGCUCUUGCUGAAGCUAGCUGGACCAUGAUUUUCACCGUGAGGCCUUACUGUUCCACCUGGACAGGAGGAAAAGAAUGUCUUUUUCGUAGGAACUCAGUGUUGUUCAGUGGGAUUCACCCUGUGGGGCAGGAGAUGGCCUGCAAUACAAGUGGAAAAUUUAGGAUCAUUAAUUCAUAUGUAUUAAUACACACUCAUACUGUACAUAGCAGCAUGCACACAGAGGAGAGAAUGCAAUUCCUCCCUCUUGUUGAGCUAUGGCUGUACUGUGCAUUUGUACAGUUUCAGAGAGAUCUGUGUCAACAAUUUUACAUACUCGAUAAAUGAAUUUGGAUGCUAAGAUCAAGAAGUUUUGUUCACUUGCCUGUGCCCUUCAUGCUGCUUUUCUCUGCUGCAAGAUAAUGUGGUGGUAAUUUUUUUUCAAAUUAAUGACUCUGAAUAUGAAAUAGCCCUGCUAAAAAGCCUGUUGUGUUUUUGCUGUUCUUUACUGGUUUUUUGUGAUUAUCCUUGAUACAAGUGGAGUGGGUACCACGGUAAACAACUCCAAUACAUUUGCCCUUAUCUCACUGUUUUAUAACUGACUUUUAUAACUACCCUCAGCAUGUUUGAAGAACCUUUUGUCAACUCAUCUGCCUUUAAGUGGAGGACAUACGCAGCAGUGAAGAUGAAUUGAACACAGUCAACCCAGCCAGUGCUGAAGUAUUUUGAAGAGAACUACAAACAACAAUAGCAGAAAAGGGAACUUUUUAAGCCAAAGUCUGUAUAUGGCCAUUUGAUCCUCAAUAAUGCACAAGACUGUGUCUUUCCAUUGCCUUAGCCUCUAAGAUUAGGAGUGUGUCUGCAGAGCAGUAACAGCUGAGGCUUCCUUCAAGCCGGUUAACUGGGGAACUACUGCAGUUUAGUCAUGGUAACAGGAUUCAAUUUUGGCUGCAAAACACACUUGGAAAAUAGAAUUAAAUAAUAGUCUAUGCUGGGGUCCUAAUGCCAUAGUUGUGUUGCUUCUGGCACCCAGUCUAGGUCUACUCUGCUCUCAGUAAGGACAGGAUAAUUGCUGAAGAUUGUUCAGGAUAGUUGAACCAAACACAAUAAGCCUUUGAAACUUUAGUCACCUAUCACAUCGCAUUGAGCACAGCAUCCAAGUGAUGAGAGAACCAGGUAGCUGACAACACUGCAGUAAGGUCUGUGGUUGAACAUCCCAUUUAUGCUGCCCACCCUCUUGAUCAUAAUAUUUCAUUCUUUAUCUACUGAUGCCUUGGAUCUUCCAUGGAAUCAAAAGUCACUAAUGAGCAAAGGUUCUUAAGGACAGUAUUAAGUUCAAUGUUGUUUUCCCCUCAACUUGUUAAAAAGCCAAUUUUACAAGUAGGCAGAAGGCAGUAGUUGGGUAAUUAAUAAAAUAUGUUGUGUAUUUGAAAGCCAUGGAAAGGAGAAAGCUGACUGGGAAAUUGAAGUGGCACAUAACUUAUUUCACUGUAAAAUAUGCAGGACCUACAAGCAUCUGGAUUUUAAAGUGGAUCUUUAUGUGCUGCUCACCAUUAUGGACUUUUAAAAUCUCUCUUAAGGAUGCUUAGAACAAAGAAAUGAAGGUAAUGGGGGUUCGUGGAGGUCUUUGAAGUCUGAAACAAGAGGAAGACGCCCUGAAUGUAAUGGUUAUGUUGAACUGUGCUACUUGCUAAGUGAUAAAAGAAGCAGAAACACAACAAAAUGCAUUUAUGCUGACAGAGAUCCUAUAUUUGACUGGGAGGAGAAAAUAAAACAAGGUUUUAAAUCUGAAUAUUUUAAUUAAAAUAUGUUGAACAUGCAAAAUAGGUGACUGUUGGUGACCACUUGCUAACAGGGAACAAGAUUUUGUUUUGUUUAGACAGAGUACAGUGUCUGUCUCUGAAACAUAACUGAUGAAUUUCUAAUAGUUAAGCAUAUGUGUUUUCCAAGAACUGUGCAAAAGUGUACAAAACUUUAUAUGCUCCUUAUCAAAGAGAACAUUAAAUAUGGGAAAUAAUAUGGGUUAAAAUAAGAUUGAGG
Empidonax traillii (willow flycatcher) is the source of this 7401-nucleotide messenger RNA. RefSeq names its product formin homology 2 domain containing 3 (gene FHOD3). The transcript is spliced from 28 exons. Gene Ontology annotation, biological process: actin filament network formation; cardiac myofibril assembly; sarcomere organization. NCBI's taxonomy places the organism in Eukaryota, Metazoa, Chordata, Aves, Passeriformes, Tyrannidae. Gene Ontology annotation, molecular function: actin filament binding. The coding region runs from base 1 to 4776 and encodes 1591 amino acids. Gene Ontology annotation, cellular component: cytoplasm; cytoskeleton. The record is from RefSeq and is a predicted model, not a curated record.